UCGGGGAUCGCGCUCUGGGGGCGGAUCUACGGUGGAAGGGCGACGCGCGCCCUGUAGCUCGGACUGAAGUCACCACCAUCACCACCACCUCCAUCACCACUUCUUCUCCUAGACUGUGGAGCGGAGGAUGGAGCCGGUGACCGUCGGUAUCGACGGCGGAGACGGCCCGGGGUCCUCUGCGGGUUCAGGCCUAUCUGCUUCCCAGCGUCGGGCCGAGCUGCGGCGGAGAAAGCUGCUCAUGAACUCGGAACAGCGCAUCAACCGAAUCAUGGGCUUUCACAGGCCCGGGAGCAGCGCGGAAGAAGAAGGUCAGACAAAAUCAAAACAGCUGGACAGUGAUAGACUGAACUCCCUCACUGUUCCUUCAGUUUCAAAGCGAGUAGUGCUGGGUGAUUCAGUCACUACAGGAACAAGUGACCAGCAGAGUGGUGUGGCUGAAGUAAAGGGGACCCAACUGGGAGACAAGCUGGACUCUUUCAUUAAACCAUCUGAGUGCAGUAACGAUGUUAACAUUGAGCUCCGGCAGCGGAAUAGAGGGGACCUGACAACGGACACUGUCCAGCGGGGUUCUCGCCAUGGCCUAGAACAGUACCUUUCCAGAUUUGAAGAAGCAAUGAAGCUAAGGAAACAGCUGAUUAGUGAGAAACCCAAUCAGGAGGAUGGAAGUACAACAGAAGAAUUUGAUUCCUUUCGAAUAUUUAGAUUGGUGGGCUGUGCUCUUCUUGCUCUUGGUGUCAGGGCUUUUGUUUGCAAAUAUUUGUCCAUAUUUGCUCCAUUUCUUACUUUACAACUUGCAUACAUGGGAUUAUACAAAUAUUUUCCCAAGGGUGAAAAGAAGAUAAAGACUACAGUGCUAACUGCUGCACUUUUGUUAUCUGGAAUUCCUGCUGAAGUGAUAAAUCGAUCAAUGGAUACUUAUAGCAAAAUGGGCGAAGUCUUCACAGAUCUCUGUGUCUACUUUUUCACUUUCAUCUUUUGUCAUGAACUGCUUGAUUACUGGGGCUCUGAAGUACCUUGAAUCUGCAGAACUCUGAAGCAGCAGCUUACAAUAAACAAUUUCUUUUCUAUGUUGCAGUGCCUCUAAAGAAGGCAAACUGGUUAUACCUUUAUAUAAUUCUUUUACUUUGUAAGAGUUGUAAAAUCACAUGAUUAGGGAUGGAAAGGCAGGUUCCCUGAUUUAGAAUGGUUGAGUUUGUAUUUGUACUGAUGUGAAGAAUAGAAUAACCUAUGUCAUUAAUUGAAUUUUCUUGUUUAAUUAGAAUCCCUAGUCUUUAUCUUUCCCAUGCCUUGUCAGAUCUGAAAUUCCUCUUCUGAGGACUCAGCUAGUGUUUUUAGGAGAGCAGAUAAACAUAGUCUCAGCUAGCCCGAACAGCUGCUGCUUGUGUUUGUGUCUUUCUGUCCUGAGAAAUGGAGCCAUCUUAAAAAUAAAGAAACUGAACAGUCCAAUCUUAAGUCUGCACAUUUUAACUU
Molecule: messenger RNA, 1470 nt
Organism: Orycteropus afer afer
Lineage: Eukaryota; Metazoa; Chordata; Mammalia; Tubulidentata; Orycteropodidae
Gene: CAMLG
Product: calcium modulating ligand
Biological process (GO): tail-anchored membrane protein insertion into ER membrane
Cellular component (GO): GET complex
Source: RefSeq, a predicted model, not a curated record